Molecule: messenger RNA, 3903 nt
Organism: Meleagris gallopavo (turkey)
Lineage: Eukaryota; Metazoa; Chordata; Aves; Galliformes; Phasianidae
Gene: GRM2
Product: glutamate metabotropic receptor 2
Biological process (GO): G protein-coupled receptor signaling pathway
Cellular component (GO): membrane
Molecular function (GO): G protein-coupled receptor activity
Source: RefSeq, a predicted model, not a curated record
UGAGCAGGUGGCACUGGGGUCGGGGGGCUCUGAUCUGGUAUCGAGUCUGCCUCAGUCCCUGCUCUGGAUGAUGUCCCAGCCCCUGGGUGACAUCCCUGGCUCUUCUCCCAAUGCUUUACCAACCAGAAAAGCUAUCCCCCACUAGGCUGCACUGCCUGGAACUGCUGCAGCACUGACUGCCUGCCUCUCUGCACGUGCCAGCUCAUCCCGGGGAGCUGGGCAGCCAGGGUGGCCCUGCGUGUCUGCCCACAUCUGUGUCACUUGCUACAUCCUGCAGAUCCUGGGUUGCUGCUGGAGCUGUCACAUCUGCUCAGCUCUCUCCAAGGGUAUCCUUCCUGGGGGGCACAUGGGCUGGUGGGGACACAAAACACCUGCAUGCUGCCCUGGCUCAACCACCCUGAGCAUCUCCUCACAGCUCCCAGAUGGACAGCCCCAGCUCAUCCAAUGACCUGCUGACCCAGUGCCUCUUCCCUUUGUUUUUCCAGGUGCUGAAGGCCCCAAUAGGGCAGCAGACCCCCUGCCACCACCACGCUGCUCCAUCCUCGAUGCUGGGGCCCUGGCUGCCCUCACCUUAACAGGCAGUGCUGGGUGACAUGGGGCGUGCGGAUCCCCAGCCAGCACCAGCACACCCCAUGGCGGUCCCCAUUGCUGCCUGGCUCUGGCUGAUGCACCUGGCCUCCUGCCUGGCUGCUGGGCACGGCCCCACCCACAGCAAGAAGGAGAUCAGCACUGAAGGGGACCUGGUCAUCGGGGGGCUCUUCCCCAUCCACGAGAAAGGAGUGGGGAGCGAAGACUGUGGCAAAAUCAAUGAGCACCGGGGCAUCCAGCGCCUCGAGGCCAUGCUCUUCGCACUGGAUGAGAUCAACAAGGACCCAAGCAUCCUGCCGGGGGUGAGGCUGGGUGCCCACAUCCUGGACACCUGCUCCAAGGACACCUAUGCUCUCGAGCAGUCACUCGACUUCGUCCGCGCAUCCCUGACCAGAGUGGAUGGCUCCGAGCACAUCUGCCCCGAUGGCUCCUAUGCUGUCCAUGAUGAUGUGCCCACAGCCAUCACUGGUGUCAUCGGGGGCUCCUACAGCGAUGUUUCCAUCCAGGUCGCCAACCUGCUGCGGCUCUUCCAGAUCCCGCAGAUCAGCUACGCUUCCACCAGUGCCAAACUCAGUGACAAGUCUCGCUAUGACUACUUUGCCCGCACCGUCCCACCUGACUUCUACCAAGCCAAAGCCAUGUCGGAGAUCCUCCGCUUUUUCAACUGGACCUACGUCUCCACGGUGGCCUCAGAGGGCGACUACGGCGAGACGGGCAUCGAAGCUUUUGAGCAAGAAGCCCGCAUGCGCAACAUCUGCAUCGCCACCUCGGAGAAGGUAGGACGCUCCAUGAACAAGAAGACCUACGACGGCGUGGUGCGGGCGCUGCUGCAGAAACCCAACGCCAAGGUGGUCGUGCUCUUCACCCGCAGUGAGGAUGCCCGGGAGCUGCUGGCGGCCGCCCACAGAGCCAAUGUCUCCUUCAUAUGGGUGGCCAGCGAUGGAUGGGGAGCCCUGGAGAGCGUGGUGGCGGGGAGUGAAGCGGUGGCGGAGGGAGCCAUCACCAUCGAGCUGGCAGCGUACCCCAUCCGGGAGUUCGCCGCAUACUUCCUCAACCUCCAUCCCUACAAUAACAGCCGAAAUCCCUGGUUUCGGGAGUUUUGGGAGCAAAAGUUCAAGUGCAGCCUUCACAUGCAGGACUGCAGCCGGUACUCCCUAAAGACGGGCAAGUUUGAGCCAGAGUCCAAGAUCACCUUCGUGGUCAAUGCGGUCUACGCCAUGGCUCACUCGCUUCACAACAUGCACCGGGCGCUGUGCCCCAACACCACCAAGCUCUGCGACUCCAUGAAGCCUGUCAACGGCAAGAGGUUCUACAAGGACUUCAUGCUCAAUGUUAAUUUUGAUGCUCCAUUCAGGCCAGCAGACACUGAGAGCGUGGUUCGAUUUGACCGCUACGGUGAUGGGAUUGGGCGCUACAAUAUCUUCAACUAUCACCGCAUGGAUGGGCGGUACCGGUACCAGAAGGUGGGCUACUGGGCCGAGGGGCUCAUCCUCAACACCAGCCUCAUCCCCUGGGCAGGAAUGUCCAUCCCAGUGUCCCAGUGCAGUGAUCCAUGCAAGAAGAAUGAGAUCAAAAGCAUGCAGCCAGGAGACAUCUGCUGCUGGAUCUGCAUCCCCUGCCAGCCCUACGAGUACCUGCUGGAUGAGUUCACCUGCAUGGACUGUGGUUUGGGUUACUGGCCCAAUGAGACCCUGAAUGGCUGCUAUGAGUUGCCCCAGGAGUACAUCCGUUGGAAAGACGUCUGGGCCAUCGGUCCCGUCACUAUCUCUUGCUUGGGAUUUAUCUGCACUCUCUUUGUUUUUGGCGUCUUCAUGAAGAACAAUGACACUCCCAUUGUGAAGGCCUCUGGACGGGAGCUCUGUUACAUUCUCUUGACUGGGGUCCUCAUGUGCUACAGCAUGACCUUCAUCUUCAUUGCAAAGCCUUCCACUGAGGUGUGCACGCUCCGGCGCCUGGGGCUGGGCACAUCUUUUGCUGUCUGCUAUUCGGCCCUCUUGACCAAGACAAAUCGCAUCGCCAGGAUCUUCAGCGGGGUGAAGGAGGGGGUCCAGCGCCCUCGCUUCAUAAGCCCCACAUCACAGGUGGUCAUCUGCAUGGCCCUCAUCUCCUGCCAGCUGGUCAUCGUCAUCAUCUGGCUGCUGGUGGAGACCCCUGGUACAGGCAAGGAGACCGAGCCUCACAAGAGGUACAUCGUCACCCUCAAGUGCAACAACCGUGACUCCAACAUGCUCAUUUCGCUCACCUACAACGUCCUCUUGAUUGUCCUGUGCACGGUCUAUGCCUUCAAGACACGGAAAUGCCCUGAAAACUUCAAUGAGGCCAAGUUCAUUGGGUUCACCAUGUACACGACCUGCAUCAUCUGGCUGGCCUUCCUGCCCAUCUUUUAUGUGACCUCCAGCGACUACCGAGUGCAGACCACCACCAUGUGCAUCUCAGUGAGCCUCAGCGGCACGGUGGUCCUUGGCUGCCUCUUCACUCCCAAGCUCCACAUCAUACUCUUCCAGCCACAAAAGAAUGUGGCCAGCCACCGCGUGGGCAUGGCGCGCUUCAGCAUGGCGGCUGCUGGCUCCAGCCAGUCCCACGGUGAGUGCAGCUGGGCCGGAGUUGGGCAGGGGGACAGCUGGGAAGGGAACAGCUGGGAGGGGGACCUGUGGAGCAGGAGGUAGGGGUGCUGCAGCACCCAAGGGAUCGGCCGCUGUAUUCCCAAGUUCUCCACCCCAGAGCUGCUCCUGGUGGUCCAUCACUGCACUGGGAUACCCCGGGUGGGGGCUGCUGCUGGAUCCCCCCUCUCAUAAUUGGUGCCUUUUCCCCACCAGGCUCAGCCUCACAGUAUGUGCCCACAGUGUGCAAUGGCCGCGAGGCAGUGGACUCCACGACGUCGUCCUUGUGAAGGCUGGGGGGAGGCCAUGCCCCAGCCCACCCCCUCACAGCGAGCACCAGCCCCAGAGUAGGGGCUGGAGGAGCGGGAAGGUGGCCCCCAGCCCAGCCCCAGCAUCACAGCACUCAUCCCUCAGAGCCCAUCAGUGGCGCGCAGCCCCAUCCCCAGCUCCCUUGCACUGAACUGCACUGUCCGUCACGCUUCGUUUGCCCUGAGCCGUGCCCCACCAUACCCCUCCUCCACACAGAGCCCCACUGACAGCACGCUGCCCUCACUCACCCCACUUUCUCUCCAAUGUCACAACCCCCUCGGAUGAGCCAAGCAUCACACCAGCCUCCCCAGCACAUCCAGACCCCCACACCUGUACCGGUAGCACUUUUCCUUUUCCUCUUCAUUUUUACUCCUGGGUUUGCAGGGUCCCAGCCCCGGCCCUGUCC